Messenger RNA from Clonostachys rhizophaga, 1491 nucleotides. NCBI's taxonomy places the organism in Eukaryota, Fungi, Ascomycota, Sordariomycetes, Hypocreales, Bionectriaceae. The record is from the annotation of a GenBank genome assembly.
AUGGAAAACAUCAAGGAAAGACGGCGGAAAGCCAAGGCCUCCUCUGCGCAGCCCGAUGGCUUCCCAAGAGUGCCUAGAGGCAUCAACUCCCAACCUCCAUCACAUCAUGGCGGCGCAACGGCCUCUGCCAGGCCUGAGCAUGGUGUGGUUUCUGCGACAAAGGAUCUCUACCGGACGGAAAAGUCCCUCCAGCCGUGGCAGGAGUGGUCGCCCGAGGAGAUCGCCGGCAUCGUAUCCCAGUCAGCUUCCGACAUUGACAAGUACGCUCUGGUGGUUCGCCGCGAGAAGCGAGACGGCGAGUACGGCGAGCCAAUCCUGGCGCUACACUCCAUUGAUGUGCAGAGCCCGUAUCUAAGGGCCAUUCUCCAUCCCGUCUUCAAGGACUACAAGAGCGUCAACACGAACCUCAAAAACCUGCAGUUCACCGCGCCCUUCCUCGAGUUCUUCCACCAGUGGGCCGAGUUUGUCCAAGCGCGGCCGGCGCAGGGAAACGACGAGGACAAGACACCACGAGAGCACUACGAUAUCCUGUUUGAGAUCAUUUACUCGGAGUUGUCGCCGCAUUUCGAUCGAGCGGCCGACUUGCUGAAGAACAAUGUCAUGACGUUCGACUACCUCUGGACACUCUUUGAGCCAGGGAUAGAGGUUCUGUCAAGACACGAGUCUGUGGACCGACUGUGGCUAGUGGAUCGCGGUGAGUAUAAGGAGGCUCGAGAUCAAACUACGUACGAGAUCUCGUGCCGAUACAUCGACACUGAUGGCGACAAGUUUGGCGACAGGACACGGACGUUGGAGAUGCAGGGCUUUGAGGGCAUCAAACCAAUUGAGGAUCUCGAUAUUCUCCCCAGUCACAUCUAUUCAGACAUAGCCCCUGUACGCGCCAUGCUUCAAGAGCGAGGGAGAAAGUUUGAGAUGCUAAGGGGAUGCCACUACAAGGCAUAUUCUGGGCCAUACAUGUUGCUUAGUCCGCCUUCCGGGGUCCCCGAGAGACAGCAUAUGGAACGUGGAAGGGUCAUGAUUGAUAGCAACCCUAAUUCAGCGGUACCUUCAAGGUCGGAGCUGCUACCGCUCUCAAGACCGUCUGAAUUUGCGGAGGCGACAGCCAGUAUCGAAGAUGGUACGGAUCUUCGCAUGCCUGAGCCUCUCUUGAAGGUAAAAGAAAAGGCAAAGCUAGCCAAGAAACGAUUCACUGAAAGGAACCACAAGAACAAGAACUCUGCAGUUCUCUACCCCGACCAGCAUGCAUUGUGUACACCUCUUGUCAAAGGGUAUUGCUUCAAGACCAAGAGCUGGGCUCUGUUCCAAGUCGACAAGUUGACAGAUAUUGCCUGGAACGAUACAGCGUUCGGGCAACUUGUCCUCCCUCAUGAUUACAAGUCAAUCAUAUGGGCGUUUGUAGACGCGCAAAUGUCCCAAACGGACGAUGACUUUGACGACAUCAUUGAAGGAAAAGGCAAGACCAUCUACCUCCCACACGCUACGGAGCCUUGA